GUACAGUUAACUAUAAAAGGCGUAAGAUCCAGAGCCAGAACCGUCGAGUAAAGAGGGUACCGCACAACUAAGGCGUAAAAAUGAGACUUUACACAAUCGUUGCUCUUCUCAUCGUGGUUAUCCUUACUCUCGAUGCUCUAGGAGAAUGCGAGGGAUGGUUUGGUGGAAGGUCAAGAUCACGAAGCAGUAGUUCUAGCAGCAUGUCACGGAGUACGUCUGUUGGGAGAUCGCGUGGCAGUAGUCGACGGACGAGUUCUUCUAGGAGGACUGGAGGGAUCUUCGGCGGUGGAUCAAGGAGAAGCAGCUCUAGAUCAACGAGCAGGACUAGUAGGACUCGAUCGACAAGCAGAACUAGUGCGGGUAGUCGACGGAGGAGCUCUACUCGAAGAACUAGUGGGGGAUUCUGGGGUGGCAGUCGAAAAACCAGCAAUAAUUCUCCCAGCAAGACAAAGACAGUUAGCAUCAAGAAAACCGAAAGAGGUACGACGAUCACUGCUGGUAAGACAAAAGCUCACGUCAACAAUUUUGGAAAGAUCCGAGACAGAGAUGAAACAGGACACAGAACUGGUCUUGGCACCCUUGCGAAAAAGAUGGUUUCACAACCAGGAAAGACUAUCGACGCCAUUAAAUCUUUCGCCAAGAGUUACAAAGAUAUGAAGAAAAAGAACGUCGUGGGUGGAAACCUCCCUGCGCAUCGCCAAGCCAACAAAGACGCCACCUCGAAAUCCGAUGCGCAAACUGCCGGCGCAAUCAGCGCACUCAGAGAACAAUACAAGAACUUUCGCAUCAAGCAGAACAAAGACGGUAGUAUUCAUAUCGGUGAUACGAGGACCAAGAAAGAGAGAGAUGACACGAUGAAUGCCAAUAAGCAGGGAAGGGACGAUGCUAAAAAGAAGGGAUCGAACUGAUUGCGCAGAAAAGUAGGCUUCCAGGGGGCAAGCCUGUAAUUCAUAGCUAGUAUUGUUUUGUAUUGAGGAGGUAUUUUACUGUGACGUCACGCUAACAAUUUUUUAAAAAUUUGAUUUAUUUUUUCGUUUUAGAAAAAAGAGUUUGCAGUCAAAUUUUUCAUAAAGAUAUUAGUAAAAUUGCUGUGAGUUUAGUAAAGAUUGUUUAUAAUCAUGCUAGAGAACGUAUGCACAGUUUUAAAAUUUACAACUUUUAUUGAGAAAUGUGUGCAUCGCUUUUCCGCAUUAAAAAUGUCCUUUGCAUGA
Actinia tenebrosa (Australian red waratah sea anemone) is the source of this 1211-nucleotide messenger RNA. RefSeq lists its product as uncharacterized. Lineage: Eukaryota; Metazoa; Cnidaria; Anthozoa; Actiniaria; Actiniidae. The record is from RefSeq and is a predicted model, not a curated record.